Messenger RNA from Diaporthe citri, 837 nucleotides. RefSeq lists its product as uncharacterized. The record is from RefSeq and is a predicted model, not a curated record. NCBI's taxonomy places the organism in Eukaryota, Fungi, Ascomycota, Sordariomycetes, Diaporthales, Diaporthaceae. The coding region runs from base 1 to 837 and encodes 278 amino acids. The transcript is spliced from 3 exons.
AUGAAGUUCAUUGCCGCCCUUCUCGUUCCCUUCAUCCUCAGCACGCCUGCCCUUUGCCAAAGGGUGAAGCUUGCCAACGUCGGCACCAUUACCUUCAACUGUGGGGCAAUGCCUCAGGUCUGCGAGAAUAUGUGUUUCGGAGUCCACUGUAGAGGCGGUAAAUACGGCAAAACUUUCACCUACGACCCCAAUGGGCCCAUAGACGCACGCCGUAGGGCCGCUGGAUGUGGCCCCAACAACCGCUGCGCAACGACACCUCCCUGGAAGGGUCAAAAUCUGUCUUGCGAUGAGUUUCCAUUCGCAAACCUCAGGGAGGCGGACCAAGGUGGACAAAACAACCGUUGUGUUCCUUCUAUCGAGAACAACAGACAGGGAGGUACCAUAUCAGCCUUCAUCAGAUCGAAGACAGAAUUUAUCAAAAAUCAGCCGCCUUUCCUAUAUAACAUUGCUUUCUCGGGCGCAGGCAAGAUACAAUACUGUUUCGACGACGGUCCCAACACGUGCGACGCCGACGCCAACCAGUGGGUGGGGAAGGCGGUAGCUCCCAACGGGGGCAAAUGGGUCACGCCGUUCCGUAGGAGGGAGGCGGAUCUUGUGCCGUCGACCUUCAACCAAUACAUGUCGAAGAGAGGAGAGCUCUUCACCUCGGCCAGAAGGAUGGAGAUCGGGGAGAAGCUCUACCACGCCAAGAUGGACCCGGUUGCGGAGGCAGCGGCUCUCGAGAACCCAGACGAAGAUGCUCGCAAUGCAUUUUUCGCCAACCCAGACAACUAUGAGUUGGUCGAGGAUGAGGUGGAGCGUCCCGUCACUCGUGAGGAAGCCGCUACUUUGCCUUGA